GUAGAUUGUUUUGUAGGGUAGGUAGUACCUAUGUAAUGGUAAAGAAUGUAUAUUGAUAACUCAAAUCUAAGUCAAAUAAUUUUAUAACUGUAAACUAAAUUUAUUGAAAUAAUAUUCUAAAUAUAUAUCUAAUUUCAAGACAAUACUAGACUAAACUCAAGUUUAUUACUAGUAUUGCCCCAGUACAGUGCCACCAAACUAUUCCGUAAUAAAAAUGUGUCAUUCAAAGGUUUUGUGUUUCAAGCGUGGAAUUAUGUAUGUAGUACUUAUGAAAUGCAUGGUUUCAAGUCUUUCUAUUUGAUCAUAUAAUACAACCUAUGUCUUAUUUAUUAGUAGAUAUUCCUCAAAGUCCCCCCUAAACAAAUAAUAAAUACAUUGUAACAAAUUAUUUCAUAGAUCAUCAUUUUCUCCAUAACAUAUACAUGCAAAUAUUUGGUUAACAAAUUUUUCUGUGGCCGACUUGGAACACAAACCCUCCACCUAAUUUUCCGUCAACAUAAAUUAUCUUGUUUCUCGCUUACUCCAUCAAUACACAAGUACUUGUCAAUAUGAGAUGUCGUUAUCAAUGCGCCCGUAGUUCAUUGUUUUCGUAUAAUCAGAGGUGUCCAGUCCAGAACACUAUAUAUAGCUUUUGUUUCCAUAUUUCCGAACAUAGUCGCCUUCUGCACCAGUGUGUGUAAAGGCUUGACUCUUAACGUGUGCUCUCGCGGAACAGCGAAAUUACUUAUUCUCACGCGAAAUUAAUUAAUCCGUUCGUCAAAGUGUCUGUGAUAAUACUCGAUUUUGAAUAUGAAAGCUAUCCUGCUAACAUUCGUAGGCCUCUUGUCUGUUGCGGCCCCAGCAUUCGCGGCACAAUGCCAGUUGAACCCGGUAACCAUCCCUACGGAAUGGCUGACCCUCAAAAACUCCUGUCGGAACAGCAUGCGUCGGCAAAUCCAGGAGGAAGUCAAAGCUGCCUUGCAGUACUUGGCCAUGGGUGCUCACUUCUCUAAGGACAAUAUCAAUCGUCCCGGUUUUGCCCAACUGUUCUUCGACGCGGCUUCUGAAGAGCGUGAGCACGCAAUGAAGCUCAUUGAGUAUCUCCUGAUGAGAGGAGAACUCACUUCCGACGUCAGCUCGCUCAUACAGAUCGGCGAACCAGAACUCAAACAGUGGGUGAGCGGUGUUGAAGCCCUGGAGCAUGCGCUCAACAUGGAGACCGAAGUGACCAAGAGCAUCAGAACUGUAAUUGUUAACUGCGAGAAUGACGACUCCUAUAACCAUUACCACCUAGUAGACUAUCUUACUGGUGAGUUCUUGCAGGAGCAAUUCAAGGGUCAGCGCGACCUCGCAGGCAAGGCCUCUACCCUCAAGAAGAUGAUAGAACGCCAUGAUGCCCUUGGAGAGUUUAUGUUCGACAAGAAACUUAUGGGCAUGAACAUCUAGAUAGUAGACGGCUGUGUCAGUGUGCUGCAUUGUCAGUUAAUCUUUCGCAAUACAGGUGUACCUACGGGUAGUUACCUUUAAAUUGGUUCCCGCAACGAUAAUGUAACAAAAUAAGCACAAUGUUAACUAACCAUUUUGAGAAUAACAUAAAAGUUACAAUAAAUUGUACAUCUUGGUUUGAUUAGAA
Plodia interpunctella (Indianmeal moth) is the source of this 1612-nucleotide messenger RNA. RefSeq names its product ferritin heavy chain-like. The transcript has a single exon. Bases 790 to 1425 code for a protein of 211 amino acids. Lineage: Eukaryota; Metazoa; Arthropoda; Insecta; Lepidoptera; Pyralidae. Gene Ontology annotation, biological process: intracellular iron ion homeostasis; iron ion transport. The record is from RefSeq and is a predicted model, not a curated record. Gene Ontology annotation, molecular function: ferric iron binding; ferrous iron binding. Gene Ontology annotation, cellular component: cytoplasm.